This is a messenger RNA of Limanda limanda (common dab), 1752 nucleotides long. It is a transcript of the gene slc1a2b, whose product is annotated as solute carrier family 1 member 2b. The transcript is spliced from 11 exons. Gene Ontology annotation, cellular component: plasma membrane. The record is from RefSeq and is a predicted model, not a curated record. Gene Ontology annotation, molecular function: neutral L-amino acid transmembrane transporter activity; L-glutamate transmembrane transporter activity; glutamate:sodium symporter activity. Bases 28 to 1752 code for a protein of 574 amino acids. Gene Ontology annotation, biological process: L-glutamate transmembrane transport. Lineage: Eukaryota; Metazoa; Chordata; Actinopteri; Pleuronectiformes; Pleuronectidae.
GUAGCACUUACCUCAACUCCACCACAAAUGAAUGCCAACAGUAUGCCUAAACAAGUGGAGGUGAGGAUGCACGAGAGUCACCUGGAGCCCAUUGAGGCCCGGCCUCAAUCCAAAUGUGCCAGAAUGUGCUCCAAGCUGUUUUCGAACCUGCUGCUCACACUCACCAUCCUCGGUGUGAUCUUGGGAGCUGUAUCAGGAUGUUUGCUGCGUGUGGCCUCCCCGAUUCACCCAGAUAUCAUCAUGGUGAUCGCUUUUCCUGGAGACAUCCUGAUGAGGAUGCUGAAGAUGUUGAUCCUGCCACUUAUCAUCUCCAGUUUAAUCACAGGUCUGGCCGGUUUGGACGCCAAAUCCAGCGGUCGCCUGGGCACCAGAGCAAUGGUCUACUACAUGUCCACCACCAUCAUUGCCGCUGUCCUGGGAGUCAUCCUGGUGUUGCUCAUCCACCCUGGCAACCCCAAACUGAAGGAGAAUCUGGGCCAGGGCGAGAAGAAUGACGAUGUCUCCAGCUUGGAUGCCUUCUUUGAUCUGAUCAGGAACCUGUUCCCAGAGAACCUGGUGCAGGCUUGUUUCCAACAGGUCGCGACGGUCACAAAGAAGACUGAGAUACCAUUUGAGGAGAACCUCAACGCCACCACCAUCAUGGAGGGACUGGUGGCCAACAUCACCAGGGAGCCUGAGAUCCUCGUCACUAAGACCCUGCAGUUCAAAAGUGGCAUGAAUGUCCUGGGUCUGAUUGGUUUCUUUAUUGCAUUUGGCAUCUGCAUGGGCAAGAUGGGAGAGAAGGCCAGACUCAUGCUUGAAUUCUUCAGCAUCCUCAAUGAGAUUGUGAUGAAACUUGUCAUCCUGAUCAUGUGGUACUCUCCCUUCGGUAUCGCUUGUCUGAUCUGUGGUAAGAUCAUCUCCAUCAAGGAUCUGGAGGUGGUGGGAAGGCAGCUGGGCAUGUACAUGGUCACUGUCAUCAUCGGCCUCAUCAUUCAUGGAGCAAUCUUCCUGCCCAGCAUCUAUUUCUUUAUCGUCAGGAAAAACCCCUUCACCUUCUUCCUGGGUAUCUUCCAGGCCUGGAUCACUGCUCUGGGUACAGCAUCUAGUGCUGGAACCCUGCCCGUCACCUUCCGUUGUCUGGAGGAGAACUUGGGUAUUGACAAAAGAGUCACUCGUUUUGUGCUCCCAGUCGGUGCCACCAUUAACAUGGAUGGAACUGCUCUGUACGAGGCUGUGGCUGCCAUCUUCAUUGCCCAAAUGAAUGGUAUCUACCUUGACCCGGGCCAGAUUGUCACUGUCAGUCUGACAGCCACCCUGGCCAGUGUAGGAGCAGCCAGUAUUCCCAGUGCUGGCCUGGUGACUAUGCUGCUGAUCCUGACUGCUGUCGGCCUGCCAACGGAAGACAUCAGUCUGCUGGUUGCUGUUGACUGGCUGCUGGAUCGAUUCAGGACCUCGGUGAACGUGGUUGGUGACUCCUACGGUGCAGGCAUCGUGUACCACCUGUCCAAGGCAGAGCUCGACGAGCUGGAUGCACACACGGCUAAGUCAGACGACAUCGAGAUGAUGACGAAGACCCCGUCUUACUACGACGACAUGAAGAACCACCACGAAAACAAUUCCAACCAGUGCGUCCUUACCGAUACCGCUACAACCGCUUCAACUACUGCUAACAUUUCUGUCGUAGUAGAUGAAUGCAAGGUAACCUCAGCCACUAACGGCUCUGCUGCGGAGUGCACGCUUGUUGAGGAGGAACCAUGGAAACAUGAAUAA